This is a messenger RNA of Musa acuminata subsp. malaccensis (wild Malaysian banana), 1975 nucleotides long. RefSeq names its product aspartic proteinase oryzasin-1-like. The record is from RefSeq and is a predicted model, not a curated record. Lineage: Eukaryota; Viridiplantae; Streptophyta; Magnoliopsida; Zingiberales; Musaceae. Gene Ontology annotation, biological process: proteolysis; lipid metabolic process. Gene Ontology annotation, molecular function: aspartic-type endopeptidase activity.
AUGAUCGUAAAGCCUAUCUUGUUGUCGUAAGGUUUCGAACGGGAGGCCUUCAUUAAAUACAGAUUCCCAAACACAUCGGUACUACCGUGAAAUCAAAAGCCGUGGUGUUGACUGGAGCAACUUUGGCCUCUGCUUUGUAUUAGUAUCUUCCAAUCUAUUCUUCCUCACUUGUUCUUUUCUCCAACACUUCUUCUGGGUUUCAGCUUGCAUGAUGAAGAUGGGCAGAGCAUUCCCCGCAUGCCUCCUCCUCCUCACACUCGUUGUCUGUCUUCCGGGUUCCGCCAACGGCCUCGUCAGGAUUGGGCUGAAGAAGAGGCCGCUGGACCGGAACGGCCGGCUCGCUGCGCGGCUGUCUCACCCGGAGGAGCUCGGUGUCCUAGCCGCUCGUAAGUAUGGCCCCCUCCUCCGCGACAGUCUCGGUCUUGAGCACGGCCCGGACGGACCGGCGGAGCCGGACGACGGCAACAUUGUCGCCCUCAAGAACUACAUGAACGCUCAGUACUUCGGGGAGAUUGGGAUCGGUUCUCCGCCGCAGAACUUCACGGUCGUCUUCGACACCGGGAGCUCCAAUUUGUGGGUUCCGUCCUCCAAAUGCUAUUUCUCGGUCGCCUGUUUCUUCCAUGCCAAAUACAAAUCGGGCCGGUCGAGCACCUAUCAGAAGAAUGGUAAAACUGCAAAUAUUCACUAUGGGACCGGAUCAGUAUCAGGUUUCUUUAGUCAAGAUCAUGUCACAAUUGGUGACAUUGUUAUUAAGGAUCAGGCCUUCAUUGAAGCCACAAGGGAGCCAAGUAUUACCUUUUUGGUGGCAAAAUUUGAUGGAAUACUUGGGCUUGGAUUUGAAGAAAUCUCAGUUGGCAACGCAGUGCCUAUAUGGUACAACAUGGUCAAUCAAAGUCUUGUUAAAGAGCCUAUAUUCUCUUUCUGGUUCAACCGGAAUGCGAAUGAAGGGGAGGGAGGUGAAAUUGUUUUUGGAGGGACUGACCGAGAGCAUUACAAAGGCGAACACGUUUACGUUCCCGUAACUAAGAAAGGCUAUUGGCAGUUUGACGUGGAAGAUGUCCUUGUUGGCGGCCAAACAACUGGAUUCUGUUCUGGAGGAUGUGCAGCAAUUGUGGAUUCUGGAACUUCACUGAUUGCUGGCCCAACAACUGUUAUCGCAGAGGUAAACCAGAAAAUUGGAGCGGAUGGUGUUGUUAGCCAACAGUGCAAAGCAGUAGUCGCACAAUAUGGUGAAACCAUUAUGAACAUGAUAUUAGCAAAGGAAGAACCAGCGAAGAUUUGUUCUAAGAUUGGUCUUUGUGCUUUCAAUGGAACUCAAGGGGUCAGUUUGGGCAUCAAGAGUGUGGUCGACAACCAAGUCGAAAAAUUAGAUAGUGGUCUCAGCAAUGGUAUGUGUUCCUACUGUGAAAUGGCAGUCGUAUGGAUGCAAAGUCAGCUCACGCAGAACAAGACACUAGAGCAGGUGUUGAACUACCUCGAUGAGUUAUGCGAGCGAAUACCAAGUCCCAUGGGGGAAUCAGCCGUCGACUGUAAUAGUCUCUCCUCCAUGCCUGUGAUAACUUUCAAUAUUGGUGGAAGGAAUUUUGACCUCAGACCGGAGCAGUACAUACUCAAAGUUGCCAGUGGAGGAUCUGAGCAGUGCAUCAGUGGAUUUACAGCUCUGGAUGUGCCCCAAGGUCCACUUUGGGUACUCGGUGAUGUUUUCAUGGGAGCGUAUCACACUGUGUUUGACUACGGCAAUCUUAGGGUUGGAUUCGCGGAAGCAGCUUAAAGAUGGUUAAUUAUGUUGAAGUAUAUGCACCAUAUUAUAUAUGGGUAUGUGAGUAUGUUUCUGGGCUCUACUGUUCCUGCUUAUCUUAGUGACACUACGAUAUGACAUCCUAUGCCAUUAUUCUGGAACAACAACAAGAGAUGUAGAUAAGGUGGCCCCCUUGUAUAAAAGCUGAUGUGGAUAUGAUCCACCAAGCUUAUCCUC